Paramecium pentaurelia is the source of this 2350-nucleotide messenger RNA. The record is from the annotation of a GenBank genome assembly. NCBI's taxonomy places the organism in Eukaryota, Ciliophora, Oligohymenophorea, Peniculida, Parameciidae.
AUGAAAAAAUUUCUUAAUUAUCUUAAAACAUCUACAACAGAAUAAUAAGAGCCUAUCACUCAAAAUCAGUCAGAUCAAGAACAUUUUCUUAUUUUGGUUAGUGAUUUAAUUAAAUACCAAAAUGAACCAACCAAUCCUACCAAAAUCAUCCCUGUCAUUAAAUAAAUCAUCCUAUAUGCUAUUAAAGGAGAUAAUGAAUUACAUAAGUAAUUAUUUGAAUAAUUUAUGGAAAUUGAUAUUCUCAAUAGAUUAUAUGACAUCUUAUAACGAAGAUUAUGUCAUCAUUAAUUAAUCUAAGAAGUAAGACAAAAUCAAUUAAUAUUUAUAGAUUUUUGAAUAGGUAAGUUCAUUAUUGAUCAAUGUAAAGGAAAUAACAAAUAAGAAUUACAUUUUAUCCCAUUCUAGCAUUUCAAAUAUGGUUUUAUGGAAACAUUCGUUUGAAUAAUAUUAACCUAAUAUUGAGAUUGUAGAAACAUAUAUUAGCUUUUUAAAUUUGUUGGCAGUGAAAUUAGAUGACAUUACUACAAUGUUUUUUAUUAAUCUCAAAUAUCCAUAGUUUCCUCUUUUAUGGAAUGCUAUCAGAUUCUAUAAUCAUCCUGAAUUGAUGGUGAGAAAUAAAAGUAGAUCAAUAGUUCUUCAUAUUCUUAAUAGUAAUAUUCUGUUAUAUCUUUUUUAGUCAAAAAUCAAAACAUUAUAGCUUAUACCAAUAGCUUCCCAUUUCUAUAAUAUUAUUUCAACUUGGGAAAUUAAGUUUUGCUCACUAUCAAAUAGAUUAAUGUGAUUGUUGAAAAAAUUAAGUGGAGAUUUGAAGGAUAAUAAUAAGAACAAUUAACAACACUAUCUGAAGAAUUAAAAGAACAAUUAUAAUAUAUUCACGAUCUCUUUACAAAUAAUUAAUAUUUAGAAUAAUUAAUAUUAGAUUAUGCUAUAUAGAGACCUAUAAUUCAAUUAAGUUAAGUUAUCAAAUUUGGUUAUGUAAAUUAUUAUGAUAAUUCAUAUAGUAACAUUUUCAUAUUGCUGUUGCUCUUUAAGCAUUCUUAUUAUUUUUAUUAUACUUUAGAACAAAUGCUAAAAUCAUCUAAUAUAUAUAUUAUGUUUUUCUAUCCUAAGACAAAUCAAAAAUUAUUAUAAAUGAAGAUCUUUGGGGAUAUUCAAAUGCAUAUGAUAAUGACUAAAAUUUUAUCAAAAAGUUAUGUCUUUAAAUCUAUUAAACUUUAUAACCUAUUGAUUUAUCAGAUCUGAAACAUGAGAAUUUAGAAAUUAAAAUGAGUUUAUAAUAAUUGAAAUAAGUGGAUUGCAUAAUUUUAUAAUAAAUAAUUGAAAGUGAGAUUUUAAUGUAGGAAAGUUAAGUCUUAAAUAGCAUUUAUUAACAUUGUUCAAAUAAGGAAGUACUAAUUUAUGUACUACUUUUUAUGAAGGAAUUAGCCAAUCCAUAAAAUAUAUAAUCCUAUUACUAAAAUGUAAUUAUUAUUGUAUACUUUUAGAUCCUUAAAUUUGCAUUAGAAUAAGAUUAGUAAUUGAUUGUUUCUAUUUUAUCACUAGAUAUCAUCUAUGCAUUUAAAUAAUCAUUGGAUCCUUAAAAUUAUAUUUUAUAAUUAUAUCAAUAGAUAUUGGCAGAACUUAUUUUAAAUAUCAAAACAUCUUAAUUAUUUUUAGAUUAGUUAAUCGAUAUUUUUAAAAAGUACAAAAUAAUUUUAUUCUAGGAAAUUCUUACCAAUCAAAAGAGAAUUCAUUAUUGACUAAUAAAUCAAUGUUCAUUAAGAAAAGUAUGCCAUACUCUUUGAUCCAUACAGUUCAUUGGCUAAAAUAUAGAAACUAGAAUAUUGUAUUAUAUUGUCUUAGCAUCAAAUUUUUGAGAAUCUACCUAAUAUUAAUGAGUAAUAUCCUGAGCUGACAAAACUUGCAGUACCAAUAUAUUAAAUAGGGGAUAAACCUAAUUGUACUAAAAUAGCUUGUUAAUAUAGUGAAACAGGACAUUUUUAUAAUAUGGAAACAUAGUAAUUUUAAUUUCUAUUUAGUUUUAUCUUAAAUGUUGAUAACUUUUUGCAUGUUGUAUAAUUAGAUGAAUAAGGAGUUAUUGUUGAUGUGAUAUGUUCAAAAUUAUGGUAAUUACUCUAAGUUUAUGGAAUAGAAAGAGUAUAAGUUCUCCAAUUUACUUACUUUGAUUUCUCAAAAGUAUUAAAAUCAAUAUUAUUAAUAGUUUUAUUUGAGAUUAUAAAAUUUCGAUGAUGUUAAAUACAUAGAUUCCCUAGCUUCAUAAUAGUAAUAAUAAUUUGGGGAUUGGUUCAAAUAGCUACUUAUUUAGAAAUUAGAGAAAUUAUAAUAAGAAAACCAGGUUAUUAUUAAAUGA